Seminavis robusta is the source of this 1094-nucleotide messenger RNA. Lineage: Eukaryota; Bacillariophyta; Bacillariophyceae; Naviculales; Naviculaceae. The record is from the annotation of a GenBank genome assembly.
CUGUUCGGCCAGAACUCUUUUCUGUUAUUGUUGUCGUCAAAGUUCUGAAGGCACCAUCUUGAUAAACCAACAAAAAAGGUGUGAAGCCCACAAUGAAAACAAUGAAAGCUCUACUGGUCCAUACGAUUUGGUUGACUGGAGCAUUCCUCCAAGUAUCACUUGCCUUUGUGGUUUCUCCUGCUACGUGUACCGGUAGCAUUUCUGCUUUUGCUACUACCAAUGAUCAUCUCAUGAGACUGAUGAUGAGCAAGGAAGAAGACAAUAAUGAUGGCAUGAUGAAAGAGAUUUCCUGGAGGGCGGCCAAACUGCGGUUGGAAGAAGAAAAUACCAAGAGAUUUCUGAAACGAAAACCUCGCAAACUGCCCUACUUGGAUGCUCGACGGUGGGUUCAGUACAACUUGGGGCCCGACACGCAGGAAGAAUUCGAUGAUUUGGUGGCCAAUGGGAAUCUCCGAACACCCUACAUUCCCAAAAAACCAGAAGAGUAUUACACGGAAACGGGGGAUUGGGUGUCCUGGGAUCACUUUUUGACCAUGGAUCCCAAAGUGGGAGGAAGAACCGUGCCACCAGCGUCAGGACAGUUUGAUUAGGGAAAAAGUUUACAACGGCACAACACAACAAUCAUUACAAAGAUUUCAGGAUGUUUUUCUUUCAUGAACAAAUUGGCAAUUUUUGGUGGCAGCCAAUGACGCGCGAAUGUGGAAGGCUACAGAAACAAAGAACCGUACUGAUUGUGUCAACUUGACCGAAAACAAGCGACAUCUUGGCCAAAGACCAUCUUAGCACUGCCAAUGAGCACCAUAGCUGGCAUUCUAGAAGUAAUAAGAUACAAGUUUGUAGCAUUCUAGAAGUAAUAGCACCCAUGGGAUUUGAGACUUCAAGAGUUCUCCGUCACGGCAUCAAGGUCCCCGCUGUCUUGGACUCUGUGGAGCAUACUCUGAUGCGUUCUUUCAUGUCUGUUCUUGCUUGCUACAGAGGGUACCAUAGGAUGUGUUGCCGCCCAAACCAGCCAGUGUCACCAACCGGACGGACAACCCAGACGAUGCGCGUCAUCAAACUGUAGACUAGCGCUCAAUUUGCUCGUUCUGUGUGAC